Messenger RNA from Sclerotinia sclerotiorum 1980 UF-70, 2289 nucleotides. RefSeq lists its product as hypothetical. The record is from RefSeq and is a predicted model, not a curated record. Gene Ontology annotation, molecular function: ATP binding; ATP hydrolysis activity. Gene Ontology annotation, biological process: cellular response to heat. Bases 1 to 2289 code for a protein of 762 amino acids. Lineage: Eukaryota; Fungi; Ascomycota; Leotiomycetes; Helotiales; Sclerotiniaceae. The transcript is spliced from 4 exons. Gene Ontology annotation, cellular component: mitochondrial matrix; cytoplasm.
AUGAUUGCCGCUAGAUUUAGUCAUGCAUUUACCUACAGAAGACUUGCACCUCUUACUGCCCUUCGCACAUACGCGAAUGGACGUCCACAUCCUCCAGGUGGUACACAUCGCAUGGACAUGAGUGGUGGAGAACAAAAGUCCGCCCUCGAACAAUAUGGUGUCGAUUUGACUGCGCGAGCAAAGGAGGGAAAAUUAGAUCCAGUAAUUGGCAGAGAUGGAGAAAUUAAUAGGACCAUUCAAGUACUGUCACGGCGAACGAAGAAUAAUCCAGUAUUGAUCGGAAGUGCAGGAACAGGAAAGACGGCGAUAUUGGAGGGUCUAGCGCAACGAAUAGUCAGAGGCGAUGUGCCAGAGAGUGUGAAAAACAAAAGAGUAAUAUCUCUGGAUCUUGGACAGCUUAUUGCCGGAGCAAAGUUCCGUGGUGACUUUGAGGAAAGAUUUAAGUCCGUUUUGAAAGAGGUUCAAGAGGCUCAUGGUGGCGUGAUUCUCUUCGUAGAUGAAUUACACACUUUGCUGGGACUGGGAAAGGCUGAAGGAAGUAUUGAUGCAAGCAAUCUUUUGAAACCUGCACUAUCUCGGGGUGAACUGCAAUGCUGUGGAGCAACCACGCUCAAUGAAUAUCGGCUAAUUGAGAAGGACGUCGCCCUGGCAAGACGCUUUCAGCCUAUCCAAGUCAACGAGCCCACGAUUCAAGACACAAUUAGUAUCUUGAGAGGUAUUAAAGAGAAGUAUGAGGUGCACCAUGGAGUUCGCAUUACAGAUGGAGCCCUUGUUGCUGCCGCUACCUAUAGCAAUCGAUAUAUCACAGAUCGCUUCUUGCCCGACAAAGCAAUAGACCUCAUGGAUGAAGCUGCAAGUGGCCUGAGGUUACAGCAAGAAAGCAAACCGGACGACAUAAUGCAGCUUGACCAAAAGAUUAUGACGCUCCAAAUCGAGCUUGAAAGUCUAAGGAAGGAAACAGAUAUCGCUAGUAAGGAACGGCGUGAAAAGCUCGAAAAUGAUCUCAAAGAAUGUCAAGAAGAAGCAAAAGUAUUGACAGAAAAGUGGGAGUCAGAAAGGUCCGAAAUUGAUGCCAUCAAAAAGACAAAGGAGGAUCUCGAGAAAGCUCGUGUUGAACUGGAUCAAGCACAGCGUGAAAAUAAUUAUGGUCGUGCAGGAGAGCUGCGUUAUUCUAUAAUUCCGUCACUGGAAGCGAAGUUGCCGAAAGAUGGAGAGAAGGGCGUUUCUUCCGAAGGCUCUUUGAUCCAUGAUGCUGUAACGGCCGACGAUAUUGCAGCCGUUGUAUCACGUGUCACUGGCAUUCCUGUCACGAAAUUAACUUCUGGGCAUGCUGAGAAGCUUAUUCAUAUGGAAGAUACUUUGCGAGAAUCUGUUCGCGGUCAAGAUGAGGCACUUAGAUCGGUCGCAAAUGCGGUUCGAAUGCAACGAGCAGGCUUAAACGGCGAGAACAGACCGCUUGCAUCGUUUUUCUUUCUCGGUCCAACAGGUGUGGGAAAGACUGAACUUUGCAAGAAGAUGGCAAACUUUUUGUUCUCAACCGAAUCAGCUGUUGUCCGGUUCGACAUGAGUGAAUUCCAAGAAAAGCACACAAUUUCUCGGUUGAUAGGUAGUCCCGCUGGAUAUGUUGGAUAUGAUGAUGCCGGGCAACUUACUGAGGCCGUCAGAAGAAAACCCUAUGCAGUUCUCCUGUUCGACGAAUUUGAGAAAGCACAUAGAGAUAUCUCUGCUCUGCUUUUGCAAGUACUAGAUGAAGGCUUCUUAACAGACAGUCAAGGCCACAAAGUCGAUUUUCGCAACACGCUAAUUGUUUUUACAUCAAAUCUUGGCGCAGACAUCCUCGUUGGUCUCAAUCCUUUGCAUCCAUAUAAAGAAGAACCAAAUGGUGAUAUUGCGCCUUCUGUCCGCAACGCCGUAAUGGAUGUUGUUCAGCACAAUUAUGCACCUGAGUUUCUCAACCGUAUUGACGAAUUCAUAAUAUUCAAACGCCUUUCUAACGAAGCUCUCCGAGACAUCGUCGAUAUCCGACUUCGAGAACUUCAGAAGAGGCUAGACGAUCGACGAAUAAUACUUGAAGUAGAUCAAGAGGUUCGCCAAUGGCUUGCCGACAGAGGAUAUGAUCCAAAAUUUGGAGCGCGGCCGCUAAACAGACUCAUAUCCAAGGAGAUCGGUAAUGGAUUGGCUGAUAAAAUCAUCAGGGGAGAAUUGAAGACGGGCGAAACAGCGGUGGUGAAGAUUAAUGCUGAAGGUAAUGGCUUAGAUGUCGAGAGCGAGGGGGCCGUGGAAGUGUAA